AGAUAAGGCACAUGUUAGUGAAGAAUGUGAUCAAUCAAAUCCAAAGAGGCAUUGCAGGACAAUGGACACAGGCAAUAUUGGCAGGAGAAGUUUGGCACAUUGUCCCUACCUGUGUUGGCCUGCCACUAGAACUCAGUUUAUAUAGUACUGGUCUGAUACAUGCUGCAGUCAACGUUGGUGUAAAUAUGUCCCCCUCUUUAUCUGGUAGUUUUAAACCUUUGCAGUUCUUUGAUGCCAAUGUGCAACUUCAUGCUGAUAUCAACCCAAGCAUAUACACGCAUACAGUGGCAAUGAUGGGAAUCAAUACACAGUACUUUAAGAGUGGUCUUGAAUUUCAUGCCAAGUUCCGUGCCAACAUCCCAAUGAAAUUUUAUGCCAAAAUAAACAUGAAAGAUAAAAGUUUGAAACAACUCCGUGCCACCAGGAAACUGAGCUAGUGACUGCAAGGGUCUUUAUUCUGCAAGAUCUGAAACUUAUCAAGAGUUUAUCUUGAGGCAUCUGAAGAAGUGGGUUUAUUACCCAUGAAAGCUUAU
Molecule: messenger RNA, 533 nt
Organism: Terrapene triunguis (Three-toed box turtle)
Lineage: Eukaryota; Metazoa; Chordata; Testudines; Emydidae
Product: vitellogenin-like
Exons: 4
Coding region: 12-437 (141 amino acids)
Biological process (GO): lipid transport
Molecular function (GO): lipid carrier activity
Source: RefSeq, a predicted model, not a curated record